Messenger RNA from Stylonychia lemnae, 1128 nucleotides. The record is from the annotation of a GenBank genome assembly. NCBI's taxonomy places the organism in Eukaryota, Ciliophora, Spirotrichea, Sporadotrichida, Oxytrichidae.
AUGGAGGGAAGCAGCUUAGAAGAAAUUGAUUAUAGAAAAAUCUAAGAUCCAGAAAUUGUAAUCUUAGCAGCUGCCAAAAUGAUUCAAGAUGGAACAAUUAAGAAUUUAGAUAUGAUAUAUGGUAAACCAGAUCAGUAUAAAUAUCUAAGAUCUUUACUACCAAUGUUUAAUGAUUAACUCAGCUUAAGAGUCUCAGUUUGUGAUUGGAGAGAGUUUAAAGUUGAAUAAAACUUGCAAAAAACAAUAUUAUUUGGUCCAAUGUGGGAUUAUUCUUUCCAUAAAGUAGAAGUAGAAAACUUAAUGCAAUAACUUAAAGAAUAAAAAGCGAGAACUGUAAACCCAGUUCAAUUUGUGCUAUGGAAUUUGAAUAAGUAAUACUUGAAAUAAAUGGAGGAUUUUGGCCUCACAAUGCCAGAAUCAGUCUUCAUUGUUAAAGACUUUGAUGGGAAAAUAAGUCAAGCUUUGGAUGAUUUUAAAGCCAGAGGAGACUAAAUAGUUGUAGCUAAAGGACUUUAGGACGCUGGUGGUAGUAGUUUCAUGAAAUUUAACAUCGAACUAUAGUCUAAAGAUGAGAUAAUUGCAACAUGUAAGCAAAUUCAUGAGAAUUAUAGCGGACUGAUCAUCCAGGAAUAUUUAAACAGUCUUUUAGAUUUCGGUGAAUUUGGCUUUGUCUGCUUUAAUUUAGAAAAAGCCUAUCAAUACAUUAAAGUUCCCGGCAGAACUGAUUCUAGGGUUUAGAAAUAGUAUGGAGGCCGCUUUUUCCAAUUUAAUUUUGAUGAUAUUGGUACUGUUUUGGAAAGCAUAAGAAGCUCUCAUAGACCUGAUUUCAAACUUAAUGAGGAGCAUGUUAAACAGAUUUAAGAGCUCUUUCCAGCAGUCAUUGAUCAAGUUAAAGCCUUCAUUUCUUGUCAGAAUGUCGGGUUACCCGCUAUUUUAAGAAUUGAUUUUACCAUUAAAGUAGAUAAAAAUGGGAAGAUUUAAAUUUUAAUAAUGGAAAUUGAAGGAUUUGAGCCACAUCUCGAACUUUAAGAAAGAACUGAUAAAUAUCCCGAAGUUAAUAUGGUCCGUAGAUUCUGUGAAUUUAUCAAAGAACAGCAUGAGAAUUUUAACAGAAAAUCAGACCUAUGA